UCGAUAUGUUGGUUGCUAGACAACACCGCCACAGUUGUCACUGAGUUUUAUAUGAAAGAUAACCAAACAAAAUAACGAACUAAUUUCAUACAAUCGAGAAUUUAAUUCAUUAUAAAUAUGGCCCCUACGGUGAAUCCCAAGACGGCCCCUUCCCAAUUAAAAACAAAAAAAGCCGAUAAAGGAAAGACCGAUGAUGCGGAUGCUGACGUGGAGCAAUAUACUAGAACGAAGACUCUUCAAAAGCCAAAAGAUCAAGUGGAGUUGACAGACUCACAAUUAAAAGAAAUUAUUGCAAAAACAUUAACCAGUAUUAACCCUCAAAUCCCUGAGAGCGAAGUAGAAUGGAGCUAUGCCCAAAUGGAGUUUGUACCAGCUCCUACGAUCGGCCAUAUGGUUAUGGUGUUCCGACAAGAAGGCGGCCUUCUAAAGAAAGAUUCCGAAGAAGCUAGACAACAAAUGAUAGAAAUGGGCAUGGAUCCGGCUGAACUAGAUAUGGAAUCUGUGGAAGAAGAGCAAAUAGAGGAAGAAGAAAUGAUCGAAGAGGAAGAAAUGAAGGGGGAAGAAGUUGAAGGCGAAGGUGACGUUGACGAAGAGAAAGCCGAAGGAGAAGAAGACGAAAAACCGCCCGAGGCUGAGAAAGAGGAAGAAGCUGAAGAAGACGUAGAAGGGGAAGAGGUUGUCGUGAAGAAACCUGAAAAGAAGAAAGGCGGUCGACCCAGGAAGCUGACCAAUCUGUUUAAUUUCUGUGAGAGGGCUGCUUUAACUACUACCAAUCCAUCAAGGUCUCAAGAAACACAGACUAUACCACCACCAAUGGCCACCUUUUCAGCAGUCGUAACUACGUCAUUUGUCUAUGAUAGUUACAUGAAGGAUUGGUGUAUACAGGAGGCAGAGAGGGAGCGUGAAAAAAGAGAAAAAAUGGGCUUACCUCCGAAACAGGUUAUUAAAAAAACGCCACAACAAUUGCAUGAAGAAUUGCAAAGUAGAAUUUUCAAAUCUGCAAGAAUCCUGGAACGUAUGAUCAAUCAGAAUACUUAUGUUGAAAUUGCUAAAGACUACAGGUACUGGGACGACCCAUCUGAUGACUACAGAGUCGAAGAGGGCACGGUACUGCCUCUUUGGAAAUUUGAAUACAACAAAACAAAAAAACAUACCGUUUGCGACUUGGAAUGGAAUCCACAUUAUUAUGACCUAUUUGCAGUCUGUUUUGGAUAUUUGGAUUACUCAAAACCAGUCGGCGGAGGAGCACUGUGCUUGUUUACAUUAAAAAAUCCAUCAUUUCCCGAUUACGUUUGCAUGACAGAGUCUGCAGUUAUAUGCGUGGACACUCAUAAAAAAUAUCCUUUCAUGAUAGUUAUAGGAUUAUACGAUGGGAGCGUCAGAGUGUACAAUAUUAAUAUAUCCUGCAAGGAACCAGCCUAUCAAAGUAACAGUGUCGAAAAUAAACAUAGAGGUAUAGUUUGGGAGGUUAAGUGGGCUGAAGAUUUAACGGACGGUGAACUAAACUUCUUUUCCGUGGGCGGUGAUGGCAAAGUGAACAAUUGGGUUCUAAUGCAGGGCGGAUUAGCUGUUACAACGAUCAUAGAAUUGCAUUUAGAUCAAGCACCUGUUGCCGGGCCAGAUGGCACCACGCUGAAAGUAAAAGCCAGUAUUUGUUGCAUUAAACUUCAUCCGGUCAAUCCGGAAAUAUAUCUUAUUGGUACCGAAGAAGGUAGUAUCUACAAGUGCAGCGUUGCCUAUAGCUCCACCUACCUUAUGAAGUACGAAGCGCACCAGAUGCCUGUUUGCCAAAUAGACUACAACAAAUUCAACACGGAUAUUUUCAUUUCGUGCAGCAUGGACUGGCGAAUCAAAAUUUGGGAGGAUAACAGAUUAGAACCCCUUUUCGUUUUCGACAUUGGCGACAGAGUAGGCGAUGUAAAAUGGGCACCUUAUUCGUCCACUGUUUUUGCGUGCGUGACAUCGGAUGGUAAAAUAUACGUCUACGAUUUGAACGUAAACAAGUACAAACCGAUUUGUGUGCAGGCCAUAGUUUCCAAAAAGAAAAACAAAACUACUAAGCUCGCGUUCAAUUACAAUUUACCUAUUGUCGUGAUUGGUGACGACAAAGGUUGUUCGUCGGUAGUAAAACUAUCACCAAAUCUCAGGAUACCUUGCAAGGCGCCGAAGAAGCAACAAGAUUUGGAUCAGAACACUUUGCAGCUCAUGAAGUUGGACAAACUGUUAGCGGUACUUAGAGAACCAUCAACGUUGAUAUUACCGGAAGACACGGCCGAAAAAGAUGACGAUUAAAAAAAAGACACAUUAGAUUUUAAAUUUUUUAUUAACAUUUUAAUAAAAGUUCUAUCUACAAUUGUAUUAAGGGAAAUCCGGGUGACAGUAUUAUAAUCUUUUUAGACUAAGUUAUAAGGAAUAAAUUCAUGUAGACAUUAGAAUUUUUUGUGUAUUCUUGAUCUCUAACAAAAUUUCGUAAUACAAGUUGGAAAAUUAGACGUUUUAGACAGAAACAAGUGUUUUUUACGAGCACAUUUAUACUUUUCCUUUUAAAAAAGAUUUGAUGGCAGAAGUAUCACUGACAGCUGACAGAUUGUUGUUACCGCCAUUUUAUAUCCAAAUCUUAUAAACAAACAUUUUUGGUACUCAUCUAAGUACAAUUAUAUAACAUUGUACCGAAGUUAAAGACUAAUGAUGGAAGUAAUACUGUAAAACGAGCCAUAUUAGAAAUGUGUCUAUUUUAUGAUGCGAAUUCAAGAGGACAGCACGUUAAAAUCAAAAUACUAAAUAUAUAAUUGAAAAUAUAUAUGUAUAUACAACGCUUUUGAUACAAGUUUAUGGCGUCUUACGAUUGUGAAUUAUCAUACAAAACUGAAAAUAAUAAGCGACUCCUUUGAGAAAAAUAUUUUUUUAAAUGACAUUUUUUAAGGCAAUAUAUUAUAAAUAUAAUAGACCGUCAGAUAGUGACCGAUUUAGGUGCCCCAUUUUCGCAUACAAGCCUCGAAGACAGUUGAAAAGUACAUCGAUGUUGAGUAGAAUGAAGGAAAAUUCAGGUGUGGCUCUUGGGGAUAACAAAUGGAAAAUUCGAUU
This is a messenger RNA of Psylliodes chrysocephalus, 3084 nucleotides long. NCBI's taxonomy places the organism in Eukaryota, Metazoa, Arthropoda, Insecta, Coleoptera, Chrysomelidae. The record is from the annotation of a GenBank genome assembly.